AUGGAUGUACUCGCUUUAGAGGCAAAGAGUGUAAAUGGAGCAGAACCUGAGAAGAAGUCUUCAUCGAGGCCAAAACCGAAACCUCCCAAAAAGGCCAAAAGGAUUGUUUACUUUGAGGUGGAGAUCGUGGAUUUAAAGACUAAAGAGAAACUGCUGCUGCUGGAUAAGGUGGAGCCAACGGCCACUGUUUUGGAUAUCAAAGCUUUAUUUCACAAAUCAUAUCCAAAGUGGUAUCCAGCCAGACAAUCACUGCGUUUGGAUCCAAAGGCAAAGUGUCUCAGAGAUGAAGAAAUUCUGCAGACACUUCCUGUGGGAACCACAGCCAGCUUUUACUUCAGGGAUCUAGGACCUCAGCUCACAUGGGGAACGGUGUUCCUGACAGAGUGUGUUGGCCCACUGAUCAUAUACCUAAUGUUCUACUUCCACCUUCCCUUCAUCUACUCUCCGAAAUAUGACUUCACCAGCAGCAAGCACUGGGUCGUUCACUUGGCCUGCAUAUGUCACUCCUUUCACUACAUCAAGAGGAUCCUGGAGACACUGUGUGUCCACCGUAUCUCCCAUGGGACCAUGCCUCUCAAAAACAUAUUUAAGAACUGUGGCUAUUACUGGUGCACUGCAGCUUGGAUGGCGUACUACAUUAACCACCCUCUCUAUACCACGCCCUUUUACGGGGAGCAGCAGGUGAAUACAGGACUUUACAUUUUCUUGUUUUGUCAAAUUGGGAAUUUUUCCAUCCACGUUGCACUUCGUAACCUCAAACCACCAGGGUCAAAGGUCAAGAAGAUUCCUUACCCAACAAAAAAUCCCUUCACAUGGAUGUUUUGGCUGGUGUCCUGUCCGAACUACACAUAUGAGGUUGGCUCCUGGAUCGGCUUCACAGUGAUGACACAGUGUGUGCCUGUGGCUUUCUUCACUCUUGUGGCCUUCAUCCAGAUGACUGUGUGGGCCAAAGGCAAACACGGCGGCUACUUAAAGGAGUUCAGAGAUUAUCCGACCCUGCGCUCCUCCAUUCUCCCCUUCAUCCUGUAG
Molecule: messenger RNA, 1029 nt
Organism: Anoplopoma fimbria (sablefish)
Lineage: Eukaryota; Metazoa; Chordata; Actinopteri; Perciformes; Anoplopomatidae
Gene: tecra
Product: trans-2,3-enoyl-CoA reductase a
Exons: 11
Coding region: 1-1029 (342 amino acids)
Biological process (GO): very long-chain fatty acid biosynthetic process
Molecular function (GO): oxidoreductase activity, acting on the CH-CH group of donors
Source: RefSeq, a predicted model, not a curated record